Molecule: messenger RNA, 4142 nt
Organism: Helicoverpa armigera (cotton bollworm)
Lineage: Eukaryota; Metazoa; Arthropoda; Insecta; Lepidoptera; Noctuidae
Product: CYFIP-related Rac1 interactor A
Exons: 4
Coding region: 284-1273 (329 amino acids)
Biological process (GO): regulation of actin filament polymerization
Molecular function (GO): small GTPase binding
Source: RefSeq, a predicted model, not a curated record
AAUCAUGAUGACAGCUUGAGUUGGGCCGCCGCAGUUCUGGGUUGCUGUUGUGUUUUACGGAUCUCUUUCAGUUAUUUGACUCAUUAUUAUUUAAAACAAUUUCAGAUAUAAUAACAAAAGUGAAGAGAUCGCUUAAUACUACCUAUAAAUUGUUUAUAUUGCUGUAAACUCAGUGACUUUAAGACAUUUCAGUGACACUUUUGUAACUGAUAGUGCAAAUAGGCAAUGCAGUGUUCGCUAUCGAGUUGAUUUUGUUAGUAAAUUGUGAUUCAGUUACAGUAAGAUGGGGAAAUUAUUGAGUUUGUUGUCUCGGGACGACUCAAAUUGUUGUUCGUCGCCACGUUACGAUAUUUUUUUGGAUUUCGAGAAUGCCGCGCCCACGGACACUGAGCGCGCCGUGUAUGAGGAAGUUCAGAGGGUGCUUCUAGACUCUGAGAAAAUACUCGAAGAGAUACAAUGUUACAAAGGAGCUGGGAAAGAGAUACGGGAGGCUAUAGCGGACCCGUCUCGAAUAUCGCAGGAGCGAGCUUGGCGCGCCGUCAGACCGCUCGUUGACAAACUCUUGCGCUGUUACAACCACUCUAUUCAGCUGCAGCGGGUAGUCCCACGACUUUUGGGGUCACUAGUGGGUGGCGCGAUGAGUCCCACGCAGCACCUUGAGCAACAGCAAGCCCUAGUCAAGCAGUUCGCAGAAAUAUUAGAAUUUGUGCUCAAAUUCGAUGAAUACAAAAUGAAGACACCAGCUAUACAGAACGACUUUAGCUACUACAGACGAAGUGUUUCAAGAGGGGGUCUGAUCAACGCAGAGCUACCACCAGGGGAAGAACCGCACAUAACAGCAGAAGUGGCCAACAGAAUGUCCCUCUUCUACGCACAAGCCACGCCGAUGCUCAAAGUCCUUUCCGAAGCCACGAGCCAGUUUGUCAACGAAAAUCAACCAGAUUUGGAAAAUACGACGGAAACGCUCAGCACUAUGGCCAAAGUGUGCCUCAGGAUGUUGGAGAAUCCAAAACUCGUCGCCCAGUUCAGUCGCGAGGAGACUUCCUUACUGGUGCUACGCGUGAUGGUAGGUCUGAUCAUCCUGUACGACUGGGUCCACCCCUCCGGUGCCUUCUGCCGCUCCUCGUCAGUGGACGUGAAGGGCUGCGUUAAGUUCCUGCAACAACAGCCGCCGACGAAGGCAGAACCUCUCCUCAACGCACUUAGGUAUACGACGAAGCAUUUAAACCAUCAGUCGACGCCGAAGAAUAUCAGGACACUGCUGGCCGCGUGAGGACAGCACUCGAGCCUUGCAUGUUGCUGUGGGGAAUGAUGCGACAAUAAUUACCUGUGGGGAUACCUCGGCACGCCUUUAUUUUGCUCUUUAGCGAUACCUAGUUGACGGCAGAAUUACGCAAACAAUAUUAAUAGAUAAAACCCAAAACUAACGCUUUAAAAACUUUGUGAUUUGACUAAGAAAUGUUAAAUUACGCCCAAUUCUGGCGUCAACUGUACAUUGUAGUAACAUCUAUCUCUCAUCGUUCAUUGUCCGAACAUAAAAUGACCACUGACCAUAAUGUAACGAAACUAGUAAUUUAUAAGUAAGGUAAUAAAUAAUAAGUCAUUAAAUAAUUCCUGAAAGAAAUAAUAAUAAUCAUAUUAGGAUAUGGCCCUGUGUCAUUCGGAUGAGAGAAUAUAACGUGUCGCCUUACAUUUUUAUUAUUUUCGUUACCAAAUUCCUACAGGUGAACAAAAUGUGUACUAAUAACCUGUAAUUUAUUAUUUACUCAAUUAAAUUAACAUUAUUUUAUUUUGGAUGUAUUUCAAAAAUGAAUUUUGUAUGAAGGAAUGGAUAUAUGUACUCAAAAUUAUAUUUUUCUUACUUUCAUAGUUAGCAUGCUUGAAAAGCAAGUUUUUAAGAAGUAUAUUAUAUUGAGAAGCUAUCCCUACACUCCCACAUUCGUGCAAGGUUUCAUUAGAAUCGUCUCAACACAAGUUUAGCUGUCAGUCGCAACUCGUAAUUAGCUCUUAACUAUGAUAGGAAAGCUUAGACACCUCUAAUGGGUAACGUUAUUGAAAAGGAAGUAUUAUUUACAAUUUAUUCUACUAUAUAUAAAACAGCCUUGGAUCAUAUUGAUUGGUUACCAUGUACCUACUUUACACACAAAUAUGAAUUGUUAUUGUUUAAAUGAGCGUUAAGUGAUUUCUCCUUAGUAAGUUACAUCCUAAGCAUCGCCGAAUCAUGAAAACAAUUAUUCUAUAUUCAUUUUGAAGUUUGAGUAAAAAUAUUAGAUAAUUGAUUAAAUACUUAGUGAUUCUUAGAUGAAAAGGAUAUUAUGACUAUGUUGUGCUCAUGAAACGAUUGACCCAGUGUCGAAUGGUAUUAGAUAUUGUAAAAUUUUAUAUACUUAGCACAAAUUUUAUUGUUAAGCACAUCCCUACCGGGAAGUCAGUAUGUGUAAGAGAUUCGGUUCCAAAGAUUUAUUACAAACGUUAAUUACUACUUGUUUCGCUCAUAACAUUAAUUCGCGUUUUUUUUUUAAAGACUGAUAUAGACACUCGCGAAUAUUUUAUUGCAUUUCUCUUUCAUACAGUUCAAUUUCUUUCAAAUAAGAAUUCAGAAAUGUAUAUUUCAUGGAACUAUGCCUUAUUGGAUAGGAGGAAAGGCGUACCUAUAGCGAAUAUGAGUAAUUUCAAAGCCUUUUCUAAAAUUAUUAUAAAGUGUUAAGUAUGUCGUGUUAACAAUGUUGAAUUUAUGCAUGUACCACUGCCUUGAUGUUAACUAACAUAAUAAUUUUAAAUUGAAUUUAUAGGUAAUGUAAUAUGUUUCACUAUUGAUGUAUAAACUCAAUUGUAAGUCUAAUUAUUAAGCAUGUACUGUUUAUUUACAAGUAAUACAAGUUUAUAAGUAUUUACAUCAUUCCCCAGUUCCGUGUAACUGUGGCUAGACGAAGCGUUUCGAUGAGAUAAUAUACUAUAUUUUUUAAUUAUAUUAAAAGCCGCUGAUUACGCUCAAAAUCGAUUUGCAUGUUGAUUUUAUUAUUCGUAAUAGGAUCUCGAUUUUAUCGAUCAGAUUGAAAUUCGUGUUUCAGUCAACAGUGAGAUAUAGCACAAACAUUUACUGAUGGCGAUGAUAAUAAUGUUACACAUACCAAUCACCAUGCAGAUCCUUAGGUACCUAUUAGAAUCCAAAAAACAAAAAAAAACACUUUCAUAUUACAUAGUUGAAUAAAAACACAAAUCUGACGAUAGGACGCCUGGUGUACGGCAGGCCUUAGUGUUAAGUUUGCAAAUGAUAAUAAUUUUGUUAACCCUUUCACUAUUUAUACGUAUUGAUAACAUAGCGUCGGUAUAUCACUAAGCACAAACACUUGUCUUACGUGUAUAGUAUGUUAGACUUAUUAUAAUUAACUUAGGAAGGUUAGUUACAUUACUUGCACAGUCAGCACAACACUCUAUUAUAGUUAUUAUAUUAAUAUAGUAUCCUUGUUGAAUAUUAUCACGUAAUUGCGACUGUUGCUUGCAAGAAGUAGGAUCGACUCAGACGUGCACUCCGAAUUGCAUUUACUGUGAGGAAUUGAAGGAUUGAAUAAAUAAUAUCGUUCAAUAAACACUGCCCAAGUAAGAAAAUUUUAUACAAUAUUUUUUUAAUAAACGAUAAGUUUUCUAAAAUUAUUCCAAGAUAUAAUAAUUCCAAUUACUCCAUGUUGAGUCUAAGCAUACUUUGAGCAAAAUUAGUAGUGUCUAGUUGGGCAAAACUAAAAGUAUUGAAUGCUUAUGAUUGUAGAAGAUAAAAUUAUAGAAAGGGCCUCUCGUAGGGUCACUAUGAAUGUUUGUGAGUAGUCAAAAGAAGCUGUAAUAAUAAUAUUUACUUUUAAAACAAUUAUUUACUUGCAUUAUUUACUCAGAAAUUAUUACUGGCAUUUGUUAAUACUUUAGCUAAAUCUUUAGUAAAUUCUUCUAGUAAAAGUUACUAAAUGAAAUACAUAAUAUGUACUAGUUAUGAAAAUUGUUGUAUGUAUUAUUUUAACUGCAACAUUUUGUUAUUGUUUAAGGUGGUUUUGUAUGAUAGACCUAUUUUUCUUAGUUAUCAUUUAUUUAUUGUAUAUAAUAAACACACCAAAGUUAUAAGUAAUGAAUAAACUUGGAUAGAUUCUUGUAAA